Molecule: messenger RNA, 1414 nt
Organism: Aspergillus heteromorphus CBS 117.55
Lineage: Eukaryota; Fungi; Ascomycota; Eurotiomycetes; Eurotiales; Aspergillaceae
Product: putative MFS allantoate transporter
Exons: 9
Coding region: 197-1186 (329 amino acids)
Cellular component (GO): membrane
Molecular function (GO): transmembrane transporter activity
Source: RefSeq, a predicted model, not a curated record
ACACGCCACUAGCCACCAGGCUGAACAUGACAGAUGCCCGCCGGGUUAAAUGAUAGCCUGAGGAAAGGUGCCGAAUGGACUGCUAUUAUUGAUAGACUUCCGCAUCCUGGAUUUGGAGCUGUCAAGCCUGGUAGUCACUUGACAUAUGAAGGUUAAUAUCUAGUUGCGUCCAUUCAUCAUCCCUAACUUCAUCAGAAUGAUGGGAAUAUACCAAUCCAAAACCAACUCCAUGCAUCAGGAAAACAUAGCUGACCUCUCUGCAUACAUUCACAAUGAGAACACUCCAGUUGGGUUGGAAUGGGAUGGCAAGCAGCCAGCCGAUGGCGAUACUGCCAUGGCUCUUUUUCCCCACAAAGAAGUCGACCCGGAAGGAGCCAGAAAGCUGCUCUGGAAGAUUGACCUAAUGACCUUGCCCUAUCUCGCCACUACACUUGGCUAUGCGGCUAUCUUCGGUAUAGAAGACGACAUUCAUCUGCAUGGUACACAAUAUAGCUGGCUGUCAAGUGUAUUUUAUUUCGGAUUUCUCGCUUGGGCUUUUCCCACCAACUUUCUUCUUCAACGCUUGCCUAUCGGCAAGUAUCUGCGAGCGGAAAUGAAGCUUCAUGUGGUUUGUGAGGCUCUACCGAAAACCUAUAACAUUACUGAAUCUAUAAGGGGAGUGUUCCUCGGGGUGCCGCAGAAGCUUGUUCAGACCCUGCUUUUACGCUCAUCACCAGUUAUGGGAUUGGACAGAUCCGAGGAGCACUUCCCUCGUGAAUACGAAUUCAUUGUCAUCGGCUGUCUAUGCGCUACAUGGGGUAUUGUCAUGUUCAUUUUUCUGCCCGACUCCCCGGUUACGGCACCUUUUCUCAGCCAAAGGGAGCGUCGAAUUGCUGUCGAAAGAGUUAGAGAGAACCAGACCGGCAUCGAGAAUAAGCAGCAUAUCAAGCCGCAUCAGAUUGCGGAGGCAUUCAUGGAUUAUAAGCUCUAUUUCUUCUUCUUCUUCUUCUUCCUGGGCUUAGUCUGCAACAUUCCAAACGGAGGAAUCCCCAGCUUUGGAACCCUGAUCAUAAAAGGCUUUGGCUUCUCAACCCUAGUAAUCACACUUAUGCAGAUCCCCUACGGAGUUAUCGUUGCGCUCUCCAUUCUUAUUUGCGUAUGCCUCAACGACCGCUUUGAGAACUGGCAUUGCACAUGUUCGUCCUGAUCUUUCUCCUCCCAAACAUAUCACUGCACAUAACAGUAUUUUGCAACUAAUCCCCUUCAUCAUGCCAUCUUAAUCUAGCCCGUCAACUCAAUCAGGAAUUGCUACGGAGUACUAACUUGGUCAUUAGCACUGAACCAUCCCAAUAGCCUGGCAACAAAUCCAAAUACUACCCUAGUCGUGUAUCCGGGCUCCGUCCUUCAGAAUUGAUCCCAUAUGCACUACUACCAC